Laccaria bicolor S238N-H82 is the source of this 1851-nucleotide messenger RNA. RefSeq lists its product as uncharacterized. The record is from RefSeq and is a predicted model, not a curated record. The transcript has 3 exons. Lineage: Eukaryota; Fungi; Basidiomycota; Agaricomycetes; Agaricales; Hydnangiaceae. The coding region runs from base 1 to 1539 and encodes 512 amino acids.
AUGGCUGUGUGCCCACAACCAUCACCAGGCCACACCUUGUUUUCGCUCAGGCCCAGCACUCGGCAAAAGAGGGCGCAGCGCAAUACCGUUACGAUGCGCCAUCUGCCUCGCCAGGUGGUAUCUCUCAAUAUUACCUCUGGAACGCGAUAUACCACUAACUUCUACAGAGCGGAUUCAUCUUCAGCCCCUUCAAAUUCUUUUCUGGAGCUUUCCUCGUCAUCACUUACACCUUCUUCUACCUCUGAAGCCUCCAACACUGCCAGCUCGACCUUUCAGUUGCUUACAGACACCGUCUCAACCACCCAAAUACCAACUACAUCAUCCACAACCAUUAAUACCUCCCAAAGUGGAGGCACGACUAUAUACGCCUCCGGCUUACCCACCUCUCUCGUCUCUCCACCUAGCAGAAUCGCGAUAACGCACACCGCGAUCAUCGCUGGCACCGUUGCUGGAAUCAUCGUCUUCCUUCUUAUCACUUUCGGCGCCAUUCUUACGUGUCAGCGACGUAAACGAAGAAAACGACGGUUCAUUGAGGAAGCUGCGGUUAGGAGAAGGGAGUCUAAAGGUUUGUUGGAUGGGGAGGGUUUCGACGACGACGACGCGGCCGCCAUGCGGGCUUACCGGGACGGACACCGGGCAAGUUCACCUACGCCAUCACUCAUCCGCUCCCGCGCGUCUGAGACGGGCUCCAUAUUCCGUGAAGAAGUGUGGCCACCGCCGGGCGAAGAAAGCCGCUUCGUCGACCCUAUCGAAAGACGUAGCAGCCAGGUUGAUCUCAGCAGGAUCGUGAAUGAUGUGAUGGGUCCUCCUGUGAUGGUUUCAACGCAUGAUAGGGAUGGGACUUACAACUCGGUUUCGUCAGCCCAUUCGAAUUCGAGUACGGCGCCGCUAAUGGGCUCUUCUUCCCGCCAAGGCUUCUCGCCGUACAACACCCUCCGCUCACAUCCAAAUUCGGAAAUAUACUCCCAAGCGCUGGCUUCCGACGCUCCCUCGUCAUUCCCACUGUCAAACUCUAGCACAUCCUUAUCGUCUAACUCUUCCCGCCGUGGCUUCGCUUACACCGACCCCUUCCAGACACAACCUCCAGUAACGUCAACUUCCACCACGAGUCUUCCGCCUGGUGCUUCCCCACCUAUCAGUUUCUACAGCCCUCCUCCAGCAGCCCCCAAAUUACCACUUGCAUCGCCGAAAACUCCGACACCUACGAUCCCCCCGCCGCAAUACAUACCACCAUCUCAAGCCAGCGCUAAUAACGUUACAUUACCCAUUGGUAGCGCGCCUGGCACACCACCUAUCCCCCCUCCCAGAUCUCCAGCUCGUGGAACUGCACAGGCACUACCCAAGCCUCCUCCCAAGGUUAAAUCAUCUCCGCCCAACGCCUAUAGACCAGUAGGCACGAGCGACGUGCCGAUAUCGAUGCGCAACACCCAACCGCGCAAGUCGAGCCCGUUGGCAAGGGCGUUGACGCAAGACGCGAAAAUAUGGUUGGGGAGAAGUCCAAAUCGCGGUAAUAGUCCAAGCGAUGAUCCUCAGAGCUAAUUUUGUUUUCCUUCAGUGUCAAUUUCUCAGUAUCCAAUAUAUUAUGAUAUACGCAAUGGCUCCCCCUCCUUCUAUCCUUCUUUCUUUCUUCUCCCGUCAUUCUCGCUAUAUACACCACGGACUAUCGUUGAUAAAACCUUACCCUCGUAAUGGACUCUCUGGAGCUGAGGUGCUUGGACUUCAAUAUCUAUUAUCCAUUGCUCUCUUACUAUCAGUAAUUGACGUAGGGAAUCAGGAAAGGACGUAAAAGAUCGUUGAACAUGUACUUUUGCUACCGCUCCUAAUAUUCAUGAAGUGGGCAUAUUAAGGUUU